Molecule: messenger RNA, 1784 nt
Organism: Erinaceus europaeus (western European hedgehog)
Lineage: Eukaryota; Metazoa; Chordata; Mammalia; Eulipotyphla; Erinaceidae
Gene: NIT1
Product: nitrilase 1
Exons: 7
Coding region: 423-1295 (290 amino acids)
Molecular function (GO): hydrolase activity, acting on carbon-nitrogen (but not peptide) bonds, in linear amides
Source: RefSeq, a predicted model, not a curated record
CCUUAGUGCUUCUGUCCAGCGAGUAGCUGCGACUGCCCAGUCCAUGUAGGAGCCACUUCUUCCGAAGUCAGCGGGGCGCCGGCUUGCAGAGACGCCCCGGGGCGGUUGGGGGCGGGAGACCUCGUCGCGGCCUAGUUACUGGGCAGGUGCACGGAGCCCCGGGGAGUGCUUGAACAGCGGAAGUGCUCGAAGGCCUGGACGCCCUUACCCGCCUCCCCACCCCCCGUCCGCGCUCUGACAGCCCGUACCCUAGUUCUGCCAUGAUGUUUUCAGGCCUUGGAAGCUCCCCGUGUGAGCUCUGAUACAGCCCCACGGUGUGGAGAGAGAGCAGGCCUCCUCUCCAGCUCCUGCCCCUGCUUUUGUGUCCCGGACUCCGGAUCCCUCGACAGGCAUUGCUUAGCGCUCAGUCUAGGCACAGAGCCAUGGCCGUCUCUUCCUCCGGGGAACUGCCCUUGGUGGCUGUGUGCCAGCUAACAUCGACACCAGACAAGCAGCAGAACUUUAAAGCAUGUUCUGAGUUGGUUCGGGAAGCUGCCAGGCUGGGCGCUUGCCUGGCUUUCCUACCCGAGGCCUUUGACUUCAUAGCGCGGGACCCUGACGAGACGCUGCGCCUGUCUGAGCCUCUGGGUGGGAACCUUUUGGGAGAAUACACCCAGCUUGCCAGGGAAUGUGGACUUUGGCUGUCCUUGGGUGGUUUCCAUGAGCGUGGCCAAGACUGGGCGCAGACUCAGAAAAUCUACAAUUGUCAUGUGCUUCUGGACAAUAAGGGCUCCAUAGUGGCCACUUACAGGAAGACACAUCUGUGUGAUGUAGAGAUUCCAGGGCAGGAGCCAAUGUGUGAGAGCAGUUCUACCUUGCCAGGGCCCAGCCUGGAGCCACCUAUCAACACACCAGCAGGAAAGAUUGGUCUGGCUGUCUGCUACGAUAUGCGGUUCCCUGAACUCUCCCUAAAACUGGCUCAGGCUGGAGCAGAAAUACUCACCUAUCCAUCUGCUUUUGGAUUUGUUACAGGCCCAGCCCACUGGGAGGUGCUGCUACGGGCCCGGGCCAUCGAAACCCAAUGCUAUGUGGUGGCGGCAGCGCAGUGUGGACGCCACCAUGACAAGAGAGCCAGUUACGGCCACAGCAUGGUGGUGGACCCUUGGGGGACAGUGGUGGCCAGAUGCUCUGAGGGACCAGGCCUCUGCCUUGCCCAAAUUGACCUCCGUUACCUUCAACAGCUACGCCAGCACCUGCCAGUGUCCCAGCAUCGCAGGCCUGACCUCUAUGGAAAUCUGAGUCACCCACUGUCUUAGGACUUGUUCACUUGAGACCUCCAGGGUAGGCUGGUGUUGCUGUCUUCUGGGCAGGACCCAGGCAUGCUCUCCCCCAUCACUUGAGGAACUGAAUCUCUGAAUGGAACAUAUCCUCCACUUCUUGGAAAAGGAGAAACUUUCAGCUAAAAUCCCAUUCCCAUUCCAGAAAGGGGGUGUCUCUGCUGUGAGCUGAAAUUAGGCUGAGAACUGAGCAUAAUUGGCAUUGGAAAAAAAAAAUCAUGCAGAAUUUAAAGUCUGUCUGUCUGGGCAACUCCUUUGGGAGAUGAAAAGGGAGGUGGGAUUGCACCAGCUGGAGGCUCCGAUUCAAGGCCUUCUUCUCAGAACAAAAGUACACAGUCAAUGCAGGUCCCAUCCCACUCUCUGUUUCCAAGGGGCUUGGGGGGAAUAGGAGCAAGGGUAGGGGGCUGAAAUGAUAUCACUUUUACUGAUGAUACCCUUUGCCCAAGCCAGAAAAAAGCAAAGGGGAAA